Messenger RNA from Coturnix japonica (Japanese quail), 1235 nucleotides. Lineage: Eukaryota; Metazoa; Chordata; Aves; Galliformes; Phasianidae. The record is from RefSeq and is a predicted model, not a curated record.
AUCAAAUGGAGGUAGAUGUUGUCAUACAUACCUAAAGUCAGCACUUCUGUUUUGCAUGUCUUGAUUUCUUUCCUUUUUAGACACCUGCUGGUGAAUCCCAGAGACCGUCGUGUUGUCAUCAUAGAAUCUGUCCUCUGCCCUUCCCACUUCAGAGACACUCUUGCAAGAGUCCUCUUCAAGCAUUUUGAGGUCCCUUCUGUUUUGUUUGCUCCAAGCCAUCUAAUGUCUCUUCUGACACUUGGGAUCAACUCUGCCAUGGUGUUAGAUUGUGGAUAUAAAGAAAGCUUGGUGCUGCCUAUUUACGAGGGAACUCCAAUUCUGAGCUGCUGGGGUUCCCUUCCUUUGGGAGGAAAAGCCAUCCACAAGGAGCUGGAAUAUCGGCUGUUGGAGCAGUGCACAGUUGAUACAGGAUUAGCCAAAGGACAAAGCCUUCCAUCAGUAAUGGGCUCCGUUCCAGAAGACAUCGUAGAGGAUAUAAAAGUUCGAACUUGUUUUGUGAGUGACCUCCAACGUGGACUGAAGAUCCAGGCAGCCAAGUUCAACAUUGAUGGCAGUGCUGAGCGUCCUUCACCACCUCCAGAUGUGGACUAUCCUUUAGAUGGUGAAAAGAUUCUCCAUGUAGUUGGCUCCAUUCGAGACUCAGUUGCAGAAAUACUGUUUGAACAGGAUAAUGAAGAGACAUCUGUUGCCACUUUGAUCUUGGAUUCUCUCAUUCAGUGUCCCAUAGACACCAGGAAGCAGCUGGCAGAGAACUUAGUGGUUAUGGGUGGCACUGCCAUGUUACCAGGAUUCCUGCACAGACUCAUGGCUGAGAUCAGGUACCUGGUGGAAAAACCGAAAUACAAAGAAGUCCUUGCGACUAAAACCUUCAAAGUUCACACUCCACCUGCCAAACCCAACUACGUGGCGUGGCUGGGAGGAGCCAUUUUUGGAGCACUUCAGGACAUACUCGGAAGCCGCUCUGUGUCCAGAGAAUAUUACAGCCAGAUGGGGCGCAUCCCUGACUGGUGCUGUCUGAGUAAUCCUCCUCUGGAGAUGAUGUUUGAUGUUGGGAAAGCACCCCCACCGCUGAUGAAAAGGGCUUUUUCAACUGAGAAAUAAGCACUUAAAUGCUACACAAGGGCUCUCCUCAUCUGUUUCAAGUACAUAUGCAUAUAUAUAUAUGAGCAGGAUUUUUUUGUAUGAAGUUAUGUGUGUAACACCAUUAAACGUGAGCAGUGUGGAUGUUCUGGGGA